Chelonia mydas (Green sea turtle) is the source of this 2354-nucleotide messenger RNA. RefSeq names its product brain abundant membrane attached signal protein 1 (gene BASP1). The record is from RefSeq and is a predicted model, not a curated record. The transcript has 2 exons. Gene Ontology annotation, biological process: negative regulation of DNA-templated transcription. Lineage: Eukaryota; Metazoa; Chordata; Testudines; Cheloniidae. Bases 558 to 1496 code for a protein of 312 amino acids. Gene Ontology annotation, molecular function: transcription corepressor activity; transcription cis-regulatory region binding. Gene Ontology annotation, cellular component: nucleus; cytoplasm.
AUUGACUUUGCACUGCUGGAAGCAAGACCAUCUAGCACGUGACUGAGAGAAAGCCUAAACCUUUUCUCAAACCAUUAAUUCUGCUGUGAAUGCACAACUCAUAUGGAGAGGGAGCCUUCAUUAAUUUAUUUCAAAGACUAGAGGAUACAAUUUCAGGAGCAGACUUGCUGCAGAAUGGAAGAAACAUGCUCCUAGAUCUGGCCACCUACUAACUGCAGUGGAACAAAAGUAGCAGUUGGCUUAAAUAAGAUUGGUGCCUUCGCAAGCGAGUGUGGCAACUUGUAGUUAAGAUCUCUGGAGUUUCUUUUAGUUCUGUUUGUGUCUGUGUAACAACGGAUUUUUUGACAAGCUCUUGUUUCUGGGCUGCUCAGAACUGAUGAUCUAUUCACUUAUCUUUUGGUCAUCUUACCACUGUUCUUUGCUUUGGAAACCAAUUUACAUAGGUGGUCUUCACAGUAAGAAGAAAUAACAUUAUCAUUACCUUCUCCUAGCAGCCCUAACAAAGUCCAAGGCUGAAGUAUUUUUUGUUUUCACACUUCUAUUGGCAGGUGCUGACAAUGUGGCUCACCAAUCAGGUGGAAAUAGUCUUCUUCUGCUGCUGCCCCUAUUUUUCUCUCUUUGGUAGGACAAGUGUGUGGGAAGGAAGCCUGUGUUCUUUUGCAAUUUGGGGUUGGUUUGUUUGUUUCAUGAGAUUCCUAGCCAGAAGGUCUAUCUUUGCCAAUGCCAGAGCCAAUCAAAGCGGAGCCAGAACUCCAAACAUGGGAGGCAAACUUAGCAAGAAGAAGAAGGGGUACAAUGUAAAUGAUGAAAAAGCUAAAGACAAGGACAAGAAGGCUGAGGGAGCAGCUACUGAGGAAGAGGAGACUCCAAAACAGAAUGAGGAUGCCCAGCAAACCACAGAGACCGGAGAAGUGAAGGAGAACAACAAGGAGGAGAAGGGUGAUAAAGAGUCCCAGGUUGCUGCCAAUAAGACAGAAGACAAAGAAGGGGAAAAAGAAAAAGCCGUGAGCCAGGAAGAAGUCCAGAAAUCUGAACCAGAGAAGCCAGAGGCUGUUGUCGACGCAAAAGUGGAGCCACAGAAGAACAAUGAACAACUGGCACCUAAGCAAGAGGAACAGACUUCAGCCUCUGCUCCUGCUGUCAGUAGUGAAGCAUCUAAAACUUCUGAGCCCAGCAAUGAUGCAAAAGUUUCCCAGCCUUCAGAAGCCACAGCUACUAGUAAAGCAGAUGACAAGAGCAAAGAGGAAGGGGAAGCCAAAAAGACUGAGGCUCCCGCAGCACCUGCAGCCCAAGAAACUAAAAGUGAUGUGGCCCCAGCUUCAGACUCAAAACCUAGCAGCAGCGAGGCUGCACCUUCUUCCAAGGAGACCCCGGCAGCAACAGAAGCACCUAGUUCUACUCCCAAGGCUUCAGCGCCUGCAGCCCCACCAGAGGAAGCGAAAUCUUCUGAAGUUCCAGCGACUAAUUCGGAUCAAACCAUAGCAGUGCAAGAUUAAAUUGGACAGCCUGUUGAAAUUAACCACUUAAAACAACCUGUGUCUUUUUUUUUCUUUUUCUUUUUUUUUUUUUUAAUUUUUUCAGCUAUACUAACUUGUUUCAGAUCUGAAAUAAUAUGUAUUGCCCAGGGGGAAAAAAAAAAAAAAAAGGAUGUCCCAUCAAGUUGGGAGGGAGCAAGGGAGGGGGGGAAGAAUCCAAAUAGUAUUUUUGUGGGGAAAUAUCUAAUAUACUUUCUGCCAGGAUUUAAAAAUAUGGAUGUCUGAAAGUACAGCACAUCUUUUGUAUCUGAACUGCUGUAAAUGCACUCCACCAAUGUAUCAAAAUCUUUUUUUUGUUCUGUAAUGGGGUUUGGGAGUGGUGCAUUUGAUUCUGCCCGCUGGGCUUGUGCCAAGGCAAUCAGAUCUUUAUGAAAGCAGCAUUUUCUGUGGGUGUUUUUUUUUUAUUUACACCCUUUCUUAUUUUGAUAUAUUUUUUAUGCAGUGGAUGAAUGCCAACUUUCAGACAAACCCACUUAGCUGUCCACAUUUUUCUCAAUGCCAAUCCUCCAAUUCUUCUUCCUCUCCAAAUAUUUUUGGGAGUAAACAGCAUUCUCAUCCUACUUAGCCUACCUAGAUUUCUCAUGACGAGUUAAUGCAUGUCUGUGGUUGGGUGCACCUGUAGUUCUGUUUAUUGGUCAGUGGAAAUGAAAAAGUCUGCGUUCAUUGCAGUUCCAGUUUCUCUUCCAUUCUGUGUCACAGACACCACACACCACUCAUUGGAAAACAAAUGAAAAACAAAAUGUACAAUGGAUGCAUUGAAAUUAUAUGUAAUUGUAUAAAUGGUGCAACAGUAAUAAAAGUUAAAUAAUUUAAAAAAAA